Molecule: messenger RNA, 2769 nt
Organism: Ostreococcus lucimarinus CCE9901
Lineage: Eukaryota; Viridiplantae; Chlorophyta; Mamiellophyceae; Mamiellales; Bathycoccaceae
Exons: 3
Coding region: 1-2769 (922 amino acids)
Biological process (GO): mitochondrial transcription
Cellular component (GO): mitochondrial DNA-directed RNA polymerase complex
Molecular function (GO): DNA-directed RNA polymerase activity; DNA binding
Source: RefSeq, a predicted model, not a curated record
AUGGCGGCGACGGCGUUCGGGGACGUGAAGGAUCGUAUUUUUGAAACUACGGACGAGCGGAGGGCGAAGAUCAAGCUCGCGCUGCAGUCGCUGCACGCGCGAAGACGACAGCUCAGACGCGCGGGGGGGCACGAGGCGCGAGAGCGCGCGGAGGACGCGGAUGAGGGGGAGAGACGGGCGCAAACGCGGAAGCAGCGCGAGGCGGAAAAUUUGGCGGUGGAAAGAGAGGUGAUGCGGUACAAGGAGUUGGCGAGGAAGACGUUCGCGGCGGGGAUUGGGGCGCAGUUACCCGUGGUGCAAAAGUUGCUGGCGUCGUUUUACGUGCCUCUGGUGGAGGCGCUGACGGAAGAACAAGAGAAGAUACGGGGCAACGUGCCGGGCGUCGACAGACGCGUGUACGGGCACUACUUGGGCUUGCUCGAACCGGAUAAACUCGCGGUGUUGACGCUUCACGCGACGCUCAGCACGCUGAUGAAGGGUGACGGUAGGAAUAAUGGCGCCGCGAAGUUUAUCAGCGUCGCCGACCAAGUUGGAAGCGCGGUGCAAGCUGAGGUGAACUUGGAGCGCAUGCGGUCGGCGGAAAAGGCGGCCAAGGAGGCAUUUAGACGAUCUAGACUAGUGAACACCGAAGGCAACGUCAAGGAAAUAGACGACGCGGCGGAGCAUAGGAUUAAUUUGGCGUUGGAUACGUCAAAGAUGAACACCAUCAAGUCGGUGUCCAAGCACGCUCGGCAAGCGCUCGAGAACGCGGAGUGGGGUCGUGAGAUUCGCCUUAAAAUCGGAACAGUGCUGCUGACCGCGCUCAUGAACACGGCAAAGAUUGGCGUACCGGACGAAAAAGGUGAAUUAUUGACGCUUCCAGCCUUUUAUCACGACUACAAAGAGGCUGGGUACGGAAUGCUGCACUGGCACGAUAGCAUUUACAGAUUCAUCAACACGGAGACGAUGACUCGCGCAGCGCUCGUACCGGUGCGACACUUUCCCAUGGUUAUCCCGCCGCGGUAUUGGGAGAGGUACAAUAAGGGAGGAUACUUGCGCGCUGAUAAUCUAUGCAUGCGAGGGAAGUACUCGAACGAAGGGCCGAGUCGAGCGCAAAUCGCGGCGUUGGAGGAGAAAGCGCGCGAGGCGGACGCAUCGGGGGAGCCCGUGCAAUACCAACCCGUGUUAGACGCUCUCAAUGCUUUGGGGCAAACCGCGUGGCAAAUCAAUACGGAUGUGUUACCGAUCGUGGAAGAAGUCUGGGCUCGAGGUGGUGGCGUGGCUGAGGUUCCGCUUCGCGCUGAGUUGCAACUCCCACGCUGGCCCGGCGGUGGACUUCCGGGCAAAGGUGAGGUUAUCGACUUUUUGCAAAGCGUGCGAAAGACGAAAAAGUCAAACAUGGAGCUCCACUCUCAGCGCUGCGACUUUCUCAUUAAAUUGCAAGUUGCGCGAGAGAUGAAAAACGAACCAAAUAUUUAUUUCCCGCACAAUUUGGAUUUUAGAGGGCGCGCGUACACGAUGCACGUGCACUUGAAUCACAUAGGAAGUGAUUUGUGUCGCGGUUUGCUUCGAUUUAACGAAAAGAAGCCGCUCGGCGAGCGCGGCCUGCGUUGGAUGCACAUCCAGUGCGCGACGCUGUUUGGUAACGGCGCCGACAAGCUUCCGAUGGAUGAGAGAGUGCAGUUCAUCAAAGAUCGCAUAGAAGACGUGCGAGCGUCGGCUCAAGACCCGCUCGCGAAGGAUGCGUGGUGGCAAGAAGCGGAAGAGCCCUGGCAGUGUUUGGCGACGUGCAUCGAGCUCGACAAAGCGCUCGAGCUCUCGGACCCGACGCAGUUCAUGAGUAAUUUACCCGUGCAUCAAGAUGGGUCGUGCAACGGGUUGCAACACUACGCCGCGCUCGGUCGCGACUUACACGGUGGUGAAGCCGUGAACUUGGUCCCCGCAGACAGAGGUGCGGACGUCUACACCGGCAUCGCGAAUGUGUUGAAGCGCAUCGUUGCUGAGGAUAUUAAACUCAUCGACAGCGAAGACGAGGAAGACGUUAACAACGCCAAGCUCGCGAUGUCACUCGCUCAGCACAUCGACCGUAAGCUUGUGAAGCAGACGGUGAUGACGUCCGUGUACGGCGUUACUUUCAUCGGGGCGCGAGCGCAAAUAUAUAGCCGUCUCCGUGAGCGCGAGGCGAUGGAGGACAACGAACUUCUUCGCUAUCGUGUGUCCAACUACGCCGCGAAAAGGACGCUCGACGCGUUGAAUAAUAUGUUUUCAAACGCCCGAGAUGUCAUGGGAUGGCUCACGACCUGCGCCACGAUCGCUACCUCAGCGGGCGAGCCCGUGCGUUGGACCACGCCUCUGGGAUUGCCCGUCGUGCAGCCGUAUCACAGUCAGCGAACCAAGCGCGUGCGGACGAUUUUGCAGUCAUUCUCGCUAAAAGUUCACGACGAACAACAGCCGGUUAUGAAAGUGAAGCAAAGGAGCGCGUUCCCGCCGAAUUAUAUUCACAGUAUCGACAGUUCUCAUAUGAUGAGGACGGCGAUCGCGUGCGUGGACGCCGGAUUGACGUUCGCCGGCGUUCACGAUUCCUUUUGGACGCACGCGACGGACGUGGACACCAUGAAUGUCAUCCUGCGUGAAAAGUUCAUCGAGGUUCACAAAGAGCCUCUUCUCGAAAAUCUUUAUCACGAGUUCCGCGCGAAUUACCCAGACGUCGCGGACGAGUUCCCUCAGCCGCCCGCACCUGGCGAUUUGGAUUUAGACGUCGUUCAGGACUCGGUGUACUUUUUCAGCUAG